Cadophora gregata is the source of this 330-nucleotide messenger RNA. RefSeq lists its product as uncharacterized. The transcript has a single exon. Lineage: Eukaryota; Fungi; Ascomycota; Leotiomycetes; Helotiales; Ploettnerulaceae. Bases 1 to 330 code for a protein of 109 amino acids. The record is from RefSeq and is a predicted model, not a curated record.
AUGUGUCUCACCACGCCCACUCUCACGCCCGACCUCACGCUCACCCCGUGCAUCAUCUUCCACACUAUCUUCAACUUCUUCACCAGCAUGUGUGAAUACCACUACACUACGUUCAAAUGUACUCACACGAUCCAAGAGUCCACAACCCUCUGCGCGGCCAAGAUCCCCGGAGCCUGGACUUUUGCUUCGCCGGCGUGUAAAGAUGGGACGCAUACGAGAGAGAGUGAUAGCCCGUGUCCUGCGUGUGAUAGAGAGGAGAUGGAGAAGAAGAAGAGGGAUGCGGGGGUGUAUUAUUCGUUCCCGGAGUUCAGAGGGAGUAGAAGAUGGUAG